AUGUUUAUUGUUUCAGUGGUAGUGACAUCAGCGCCAUCUAACGAAGCCGAGCUGCAACUGUACCGAGUAAUGCAACGAGCUAGCUUACUAGCUUACUACGACACGUUACUUGAAAUGGGUGGCGAUGACGUGCAGCAGCUCUGUGACGCUGGUGAAGAAGAAUUCCUGGAAAUAAUGGCAUUAGUUGGGAUGGCGUCCAAGCCGUUACACGUACGGAGAUUACAAAAAGCUCUCCAAGAGUGGGUGAACAACCCAGCACUCUUCCAGAUACCCAUCGUCCCAAACCUCUGUCCCACCGAGAACCCUUUCAUACAGUGCAACCAAAGACUUCUAAACAUCCCACCUACCAUACCAAAUUUACCAAGAACGGUGUCAUCUCCUGAUAAUAAUAGACCCAUGUACAGUCCCUCUCCUGGAGCUCCAGAAAAUAGCUGCGGAUCAAACGCUUCCGCUCCCAAUGCCAGCCCAGUGCACAGUCAGGCAGCUUUCACCAAAAUAGUCCUACCAUCGUCUCCCGCCCCCACCGCUCCUGUCACAACGACUACCAGAUCUUUUUCUCCUCAAAGCGCCUGUCCUCCUGCUUCCUCAGGAUCUAGUCCCAGUUCAGUCACAUCCCCCGUCCAAUUAACGCCAGUCCUAUUAGACGUUCACGUACAAAAACUAGCUGCGGCAGCGGAAAAGUUGUGCAAACACCUUCCGCAGUUCGAACCGAAGCCGCAGAAUACUAAAAAGAAAAUGUGCAAGGAACUCGAGUUGGUGAUGAUGAUGCCGGAGACGGAUCCUCGGCGAAUGGAGGAGAUCAGAAAAUACGCGGCCAUAUAUGGAAGGUUUGACUGCAAGAGGAAGCCUGAGAAACCGUUGACACUACAUGAGGUGUUAGUGAACGAAGCGGCUGCUCAGUUAUCACGAUGCUCGCCAGCAUUGCUCACGAGACGGGACGAGCUGUUUCCUCUCGCCAGACAGCUUGUAAGAAGAGCCGGUCUACACUACUCUAAACAUGGUCUCCCUCCUUCUGCCACAACGGAGGACCGAGAUCGUGAUGAGGAGGAGACUCCGAGCAAGCGACCGCGGCAGGAGAGAGAGGACAAUGGCGUUAGAGCGAGCCCAGAGACAGCACGAUCCAAUUACAGUUGGUGGGGUAAGACGGAGAGUGACGACGCUGACUCUCGUUGUUCUUACUCAAGCACGAGUACACCACCCCCUGAGGGUGAAGAGCGUCCACAAGUCGUGGCUGCAAGGGGUGACAGUAUCAUCGCUGUGGCCAAUCCAGCGCUGGUACACCCUCCGCACCCUCAUCCGCCUCACCCUCACCAUCCCGCCAGAAAUCAUUCUAACUGA
Danaus chrysippus (African queen) is the source of this 1338-nucleotide messenger RNA. NCBI's taxonomy places the organism in Eukaryota, Metazoa, Arthropoda, Insecta, Lepidoptera, Nymphalidae. The record is from the annotation of a GenBank genome assembly.